CCUCUAGCGGUAGAAAACGCCUUGCGCGCAAUUUAAUGUUCCGGGUUAAAAUCGACAGUUGCUCUAUUCCGCCGCUCCUUUGCGAUAAAAAUACUAGAUUUGCCACGAUGAAAGGAUUCUAUUUGACCCCGAAGGUCCCAACGACACCCCUCCGCGGAAGUGACGAUUGCGGAAACUACUGAUCGGAGGCUUCCUGACCUUUUCCCAGUGAACUUUCACACAUGAUCUUUAGGUCUCGAGUCUCAAAGGAGAGAAAACAACCGUUAGUGGGUCGCGCUGCCCCCUCCUCUUCCUUUCUCCAGUCUCGGACCCCUUGAGUUGACAGCACCAUGGGGGAUGGACUUUCGCCGCUUCAGGCCGGCUUCUUGACAAGCGCAGACCUAAGAAUGCGAGUUCUUCAGUUUGUAGAAGACAGAUUGCAGACAACCAUGUUAACUGGAAUAAUCAUUGGAGCAGCAGUAGCCUUGAGCAUUAUUGGAAUUGUCGUGUGUCUUGUUUACAGGAAGGUCAAACAGUCGAAGCAACCUCAGCCACAAGUGCCUCAGUAUCGGUUUCGCAAGAGAGACAAAGUGAUGUUCUACGGCCGCAAGAUCAUGCGGAAGGUAACAACUUUGCCAAAUACCCUGGUUGGAAAUGCUGUGCCUCGGCAGCGGAUGCGGAAAAGGGCCAAAGUCUUGUCCUUGGCAAAGAGGAUCCUGCGCUUCAAGAAAGAGUCCCCGACCCUCCAGCCCAAGGAACCGCCUCCCUCCCUGCUAGAAGCAGACCUAACAGAGUUUGAUGUGAAGAAUUCCCACCUGCCCUCCGAAGUCCUUUAUAUGCUUAAAAAUGUCAGGGUCCUUGGGCACUUUGAGAAGCCUCUUUUCCUGGAGCUCUGCAAGCAUAUGGUCUUUGUGCAGCUGCACGAAGGGGAGUACAUCUUCCGCCCUGGGCAGCUGGACAAUAGCAUCUACGUAGUACAGGACGGAAAACUGGAAGUCUGCAUCCAGGAGAAUGAUGGCACAGAAGUUGUGGUGAAAGAGGUUCUAGCAGGAGACAGCGUCCACAGCCUCCUCAGCAUACUGGAUGUCAUCACCGGUCACCCUGCCCCAUACAAGACAGUUUCCGCUCGAGCAGCGAUGCCUUCCACGAUCCUGCGGCUUCCAGCUAAUGCAUUUCACGACGUCUUCCAGAAAUAUCCCGAGACCCUUGUGAGGGUUGUACAGAUCAUCAUGGUGAGGCUCCAAAGAGUGACCUUCCUUGCCUUGCACAACUACCUUGGUUUGACCACUGAACUCUUCAAUGCUGAGAAUCAGGCCAUCCCACUGGUGUCAGUUGCAAGCUUAACCUUUGGUGGAAAUACCAACAAAGCGAUCAAAAGGCAGCUGUCCAACCUUUCAGAGGAGGAGAAGGCAGAGAGGCUGGAGAAACAGGGGGAUUCUUUGGAGACUGACACAGGAAAGGCUCUUGGAUCAGAGAGCACCCUCAGGAGGAGCUUGUCUCUGACGUCUCCCUCUGGAUCUACUGACAGUGCUGGAACCUCAAUUGGAGCAAAAGCUGACCUGGACAUGGCUUACGAGAGAGCCCGAGUGUCCUUCUCCUCGGAAGAGGGGCUGUCCAGCACCGCCACAUGCAAGUCCAUCUUAAAGAAGACGGUGACCGUGACGGAAAUGCCCUCGGCUGUCUUCCAUUAUUCCCAAGGCAACCUCGUCUCUCAGGAGCCUGGCGCCAGCAAACAAGUGGAGAGCAUCUUUGAGGCUGCCAAGAAGGAUCUCCUAACUCUGAUGAAGCUGGAUGACCCUUCUCUCCUUAAUGGAAGAGUGAUGCUGCAUCAGGUUACUGCUGGGACAGUGGUGUCAAGGCAGGGUGACCAGGACGUCAACAUCCGGUUCGUGAUCUCUGGGAUGCUCCACGUGUACCAGCGCAAGAUUGACUCGGAGGAGGAGACCUGCCUGUUCAUUACCCACCCAGGGGAGCUGGUGGGGCAGCUGGCUGUCCUGACGGGGGAGCCACUCAUCUUCACCCUCAAGGCCAAUCGGGACUGCACUUUCCUGGCCAUCUCGAAGUCCCACUUCUACGACAUAAUGCGGGAGCAGCCAACAGUCGUCCUGGGUGUGGCUCACACUGUUGUGAAGAGGAUGUCGUCCUUUGUGAGGCAGAUUGACUUUGCUCUGGACUGGAUGGAAGUGGAAGCCGGACGUGCUGUUUACAGGCAAGGCGACAACUCAGAUUGCACCUACAUUGUGCUGAAUGGGCGACUCCGCUCCGUCAUCAGGAUGGAUGAUGGGAAAAAGCAUUUGACCGGUGAAUAUGGCCGCGGGGACCUGAUUGGUGUGGUAGAGGCCUUAACCCAUCAGCCCAGAGCCACCACGGUGCAUGCAGUUCGAGAUUCUGAGCUGGCCAAGCUUCCAGAGGGAGCACUGACAUCCAUCAAGCGGAAGUUCCCCCAGGUGGUGACUAGGCUAAUCCAUUUGCUGGGCGAGAAGAUCCUUGGCAGUCUUCAGCAAGGGGCAGGUCACCCUCUUGGAUUGCACACUUCCAGCAGCAAGUGGGACUCCGGGAACCCGGCCAGCAACCUCUCCACUGUGGCGAUCAUGCCUGUGUCAGAAGAUGUGCCGCUUGCCACCUUUACCUUGGAGCUCAAGCACGCUCUCAGCGCCAUCGGUCCUGCGCUUCUGCUUACCAGUGAUAACAUCAAGCAGCAGCUUGGCUCUGCAGCACUGGACAGUAUCCACGAAUACCGCCUAUCCAGCUGGCUGGGGCAACAGGAGGACAUGCAUCGCAUUGUGCUCUACCAGUCCGACAGCACCCUCACACCAUGGACCCAGCGCUGCAUCCGGCAGGCUGACUGCAUUUUGAUUGUGGGCCUGGGUGAGCAAGAGCCCACCGUCGGAGAGCUGGAGAGGAUGCUGGAGAACACAGCUGUCCGAGCCCAGAAACAGCUGAUCCUGCUCCACAGAGAGGACGGUCCCCUUCCUUCCCGAACUGUAGAAUGGCUCAACAUGCGGAGCUGGUGUUCAGCCCACCUUCACCUCCGCUGCCCCCGUCGCGUCUUCUCCCGGCGGAGCUUGCCAAAGCUGAAAGAAAUGUAUGAGCGUGUGUUUCAGAAGCCUCCAGAAAGACAUUCUGACUUCUCCCGACUGGCUCGCAUCUUGACUGGGAAUGCAGUCGCUCUAGUGCUUGGAGGAGGUGGUGCACGGGGAUGUUCCCAAGUGGGCGUCAUCAGGGCCCUGAACGAAACCGGCAUCCCAGUCGACAUGAUUGGCGGCACCUCCAUCGGGGCCUUCAUGGGUGCCCUGUACGCCGAAGAGCGCAGCUACACCCAAAUGAGGAUCAAAGCCAGGCAGUGGGCGAUGACUAUGAAUUCGGUGUUUAAAACAGUCCUAGAUCUGACGUACCCAAUCACCUCCAUGUUCUCCGGAGCCUCAUUCAAUAAUGGCAUCAGCAAUAUCUUCAAAGACAAACAGAUUGAGGACCUCUGGAUUCCUUAUUUUACCAUCACAACAGACAUCACAGCCUCGGCAAUGAGGGUCCACACGGACGGCUGCCUCUGGAGGUACGUCCGGGCCAGCAUGUCCCUCUCCGGUUACUUGCCCCCUCUUUGUGAUCCAAAAGACGGGCAUCUCCUGAUGGACGGGGGUUACAUCAACAAUCUCCCAGCGGAUGUCGCAAGGUCCAUGGGUGCGAAAGUGGUUAUUGCCAUCGACGUGGGGAGUAGGGAUGAGACGAACCUCACCAAUUAUGGCGAUGCCCUCUCUGGCUGGUGGCUGCUAUGGAAACGGUGGAACCCCCUGGUGGAGAAAGUGAAGGUGCCGAACAUGGCCGAGAUCCAGACCCGGCUCGCCUACGUGUGCUGCGUACGGCAGCUGGAGAUGGUCAAGAACAGUGACUACUGCGAGUACAUUCGGCCGCCUAUUGACCGCUACGGCACCCUGGACUUCGGGAAGUUCAACGAAAUCUGUGAAGUGGGUUAUCAGCAUGGAAAGACCGUCUUUAACGUCUGGUGCAGAAGUGGCGUCCUGGACAAGAUGCUGAAGGACAGGCAGGAACUCUGUCAAACCAAGCCCUCAGGCAUUGUGUCCUGUCCCACAACCUCUUUCACAGAUCUGGCAGAAAUAGUAUCCAGAAUUGAGCCAGUCAAGGCUGCUGUGGUGGAUGACGAAUCUGACUAUCAGACAGAGUAUGAAGAGGAGGUUCUCGGCAGCCACAAAGAUGACUAUGUCAACUUCCUGAGCAACCAGAAUGAAGAGGACUCUGACUCCCAGGACCCAGAAGUCCGACUACGGAAGCGCGUCAGCGUCACCAGCCAGGACAGCCAGGCGAGCAACAUGUCGGAGCUGAGCUAAUCUGCCAUGGGAUCCUUGAGCGGCCGAGGGCCCCACCACGUACUGCCUUCUCGCCAUUACAAACGUGCCUGGUUGAGAGAUGGCUGUGUCGUUUCCUUUCUUGCCUAAGGGCUGAUGCUCAGCCCCCACCCCACCCCAAACUCUGCCCCCCCCCUUUGGGGGCAUAUCUGCAAUAAGCUUCCAGUCUGGCCCGGGGCUGGCCCGUGGGAAUUCUGGGACAUUGGUGUUUCAUUUGGGAGUGUGGGGUGGGGAGAAUUUAUGGCUGUCAUUUUGUUCCAUGAACAAGAGAGCAGCAGGAAGCGGGUUGGGCAGGGAGGCUGAGACUGGUUGUGUCUGCAGCCUAACCGGCCCCUCUCUCUUUCAAGUGCUCUUAAGCUGAUAUCUUGUUUAGUUCUCCUGCUGGCAUCUGCAACAGAGAAGGAGAGGUACAGUUGGCAAUCAGCCCGAAUGGUAACGUGUAAAUGAAUCAGGAUGUUCCUUACUCGCUUCCGACACAGUGUAAUAACGAAGCCAUCUGUUGGGAGUCAUCUCAAGCCGGCAGCUGCGGCUUCCUCCCCUGGGAUCCGUUGAAGUGCCUUCACUGGGAAUCACUUUCUGCUCUCUGCUGCAGGCCAGCAAAGAGCAGCCCAGCUCCUUUUGUGCCUUUCCAAAACUGCCCGAGGUGCCUUGCCCGGUCCGAUGCUUGCUCGCUUCAUUCCCGCUUCGGCCAGCACUCGGAAGAAGCCUUACGACUGAGUCUGCCUGUGUUCAGAACUUUUAAAAUUAAAAAAGAAUCA
Gekko japonicus is the source of this 5098-nucleotide messenger RNA. RefSeq names its product patatin like phospholipase domain containing 7 (gene PNPLA7). Gene Ontology annotation, cellular component: endoplasmic reticulum. NCBI's taxonomy places the organism in Eukaryota, Metazoa, Chordata, Lepidosauria, Squamata, Gekkonidae. The coding region runs from base 330 to 4322 and encodes 1330 amino acids. The record is from RefSeq and is a predicted model, not a curated record. The transcript has 35 exons. Gene Ontology annotation, biological process: lipid metabolic process. Gene Ontology annotation, molecular function: phosphatidylcholine lysophospholipase A1 activity.